UUAAAACUCAUUCUGAAAAGUGUCGGAAAGUUGCUUCCACACUUCACCGCCAUUGUCCAAACGGGACGGCUCCGAAUAUAAGAAGAGACCCGCGGAUUAGUUGGGGACUUCCCCGUGUGUUUCCCCUUCUCCCGGACUCAGAAUUUUGACCCGUUCGUCCAUUUUUAAAGCCCUUAGCGUGCUUUCAUUGUAAAUAGACUCAGUAGCUAACAUGUCACAGCAUUUCAGGAGCGGCCCAGCCUUCGGACUUUCUGCCGAGGUCAAGAGUAAGUUGGCAGGGAAAUAUGACCCACAUAUGGAGGAGGAGCUGAGGUUAUGGAUUCAGGAUGUGACCGGCAAAAGGAUUGGGGAGAACUUCAUGGAGAGUCUGAAAGAUGGAGUUAUUCUAUGCGAACUCAUCAAUGUUCUUCAGCCGGGUUCUGUAAAAAAGAUCAACCACUCCAGUCAAAACUGGCACCAGUUGGAAAACAUUGGAAAUUUUGUCCGUGCAAUCACAGAGUACGGCCUGAAGCCUCAUGACAUCUUUGAGGCCAACGAUCUGUUUGAGAAUGUCAACCACACUCAGGUCCAAUCCUCGCUUAUCGCUCUGGCGGGAAUGGCAAAGUCGAAAGGUUUCCACUCGAAGUACGACAUUGGAGUGAAAUAUGCUGAAAAACAACAGCGCCGCUUUGCUCCAGAGAAGCUCAGGGAGGGACGUAAUAUCAUCGGCCUGCAGAUGGGUACUAACAAGCUUGCCAGCCAAAAAGGUAUGACCUCUUAUGGCACAAGACGUCAUCUCUAUGACUCAAGGAUGGGCAUGGACAACCCAAUGGACCAGUCCACCAUCAGCUUACAGAUGGGUACCAACAAAGGAGCCAACCAGUCUGGAAUGACAGCCCCAGGAACAAGGAGGCACAUCUUCGACAAGAAGCUGGAGCUGGAGAACUGUGACACCACCACCAUAUCCCUGCAGAUGGGCACCAACAAAGUGGCAUCCCAGCAGGGCAUGACUACCUACGGCCUCCCCCGGCAGGUCUACGACAACAAGUACUGCGCCAACCCCACCGAGGCCUACUACAACAACGGGAGUGAAGUGGAGUUUGACGGAUACAACCAGUACUCUGACUAAAGAGAACCACAGGCGGCCUCAGACAACCCCCUUCUUUGCUUAACUCCAGACAACCAACCACGACUUGUCUUAAUGAUGAGCAAAACCACCCCCGCCCCUACCCCUCCCAACCCAGACUGUUAUUUAAACACUGAUUUGACGUCAAUGUCGUCUCCAUUCCUGGCCUUUUUCGAAAUAUUUCUACUCCUGGGAAAUGUUUCCAUGAGUAAAACAAUAAUAGUGUUUACUUUUAAAUUUUCAUGUUGUGGCCAACUUCUGUAUUUUCUUUUUUUUUCCUGACUUUAAUCACUGCAAGAAUGGUACCAGACACUCAGAGGUUGAUAUUUAAUAGAUAUUUAUGGAUUAUUUU
Molecule: messenger RNA, 1457 nt
Organism: Doryrhamphus excisus (bluestripe pipefish)
Lineage: Eukaryota; Metazoa; Chordata; Actinopteri; Syngnathiformes; Syngnathidae
Gene: cnn1b
Product: calponin 1, basic, smooth muscle, b
Biological process (GO): actomyosin structure organization; actin filament organization
Cellular component (GO): actin cytoskeleton
Molecular function (GO): actin filament binding
Source: RefSeq, a predicted model, not a curated record